AUUUGAGCGUUAUGAAGUUGGUAGUACUCUUAUAUGCCCUUCUUGGAGUCAUAGGGCUAGUCAAAUGCUCUGCCAUUCAGCCUUCUAAACUCUCUAGAGAUUCUGACUGGAUGAUAAUAGCUACACAAUCAAAUUUUCAACAAAUAAUUGAAUAUGUCAGGGCUAGAAAUGGAACACUUGUCCUUCAUGGCUAUAAAGACAGAUGAGCUGUAUGCAUUAACAUCAAUAAGAAUUUGAAAGAGCUAUCCAUGCAGAUCAAGAAUAGGAAUGACUUAAAAGAGAAAAUAUUCAUUGCGACGAUCAAUUUCUCUGAGAACAGGAACUUAGAAAACCAUGAUUUUGUCGGUCCAUAUCCAAAAAUUUAUUAUUUCACUUAUUUUGAAAAUAUGAGGAAGAGGGAGUAUAAGUUUAUCACCUCUCCCUACAAGAUGAUGACCUUCCUCAAGGGAUUGGAACCUCAGGAGCCAGAACUAUACCUGCCUGAAUAUGACCUUAGAAAUAUUUCAAGGCAUAACUAUGAAACGCACUUGAUCCUUGGUCUAUUUCCUGAUGGAAAAGAUGAAAUUUACAACACUCAAUACAUUGAAGUUGCGAACAAGUACAGUCAUCUCGGGUUUUACGCUUGCUUUGAAUGAGAAAAAUUAGCAAAGGAGCUCAACAUUACUCUAAACGGGACUGAUGUCGUGAUAUACAGGAAAUUUGAGAUAACUCCUAAUGACAUUCCACUUAUUGUGGUGUGGAACAAAACUGAGAGCCUGGUGAGUUUCAUCGAAAAUGACUAUCAUCUCCCAGUGGAUAUCUACACUCAUGAUUCCAAGCCUCUUUACGAAAUACAUGCUGAUGACGUUGGCUUGAUUUACUAUAAUGGGGCAAAUGAUCUAUACCACAAAGGAGAAGAUAGCACACUGGCAAGAAUCUUCAGAAUGCUGCACUCUAUAAACUACAGACUUAGCAAUGUGAGUUCGGAAUUCGUAACUGCCGAAAGUAAAGCCAGAUGGGAAAGAUUUACCCUUGCUGUUUGUAGGAAACAAGAGUUCUGGAUCUGGGCCCAAAGUUUGCAUCUCAAAAUGGACAUGGACUACACAGAAGAGUUCACUCCAAUAGUUAGAGAUUAUAGGAGAAGGUUUUACAUGAAUCCCUCGCUUGCAAACAUGACCAUUGAUGAUGCUAACGAGGAUGCGAUUUAUCAAUUUUAUUAUGAUUAUAUUCAAGGUAGUGUUGGAGAAUAUAACAAGAGUGAACCACUCCACCAAUCUUAUGUAAUUGGCAAUGACUGGCGAAGAAAUUUAUUAGAAGGAGCAACAGGAACUGAAAUGGCAGAAACACUUGACCAAGUCGAAGUCAGAAGGAUUGUAGCACAAAACUUCAGGUUAGAAGUUGAAGAGAAAGGGAUAGAAGCUCUAGUGAUUAUGACAACUCAUGACUGUGAAUUCUGUGAAAUCUUUAUUAAUAGAAAUAUAAUGGAUGAAUUUGUCAAGAAGACUAAGUAUAGUCCAGACUUUAAAGUCUUCAUAAUUGAAGUAGCUGAAAAUAGUCUUCCAGAAGAAUAUCAUUUAAUGAGACUUCCACAGAUAAUGUUUUCUCCAAAAGAGGUCGAAAAUUACGACCCUAUCAUGUGGUGGACAGGCGAUGUUAAUGUCAAAGGACUCAAGAAGUUCCUUCACAGACAUAGCAAGGUUUACCCUAAAAUUGAUAAAUCUUAAGUCC
Messenger RNA from Moneuplotes crassus, 1707 nucleotides. The record is from the annotation of a GenBank genome assembly. NCBI's taxonomy places the organism in Eukaryota, Ciliophora, Spirotrichea, Euplotida, Euplotidae.